GAUCUUAUUUAUUUGUCAUCCGCUUCCUUGUUUUCGACUCAGCACGGCACCGCACAGCGAUAGAGGUGUUCCUUCGUCUUGCUUGGAGUUUAUUACAUCUGCCGUCCAGCUACCACACAGAAUAUGUUGAAAAACGGCGUCCUCACAAAUGUACCUUUUGGAUGGGCUGCGGGUGGAAACCUGACUACAUUGUGCCCCAACGGGUCCAAAUGGGUCUGGGAAGGUCUUGGAGAAUGCGCCCAGGAUGCGAGAGACAUGGCCAGCGUCUACCUGGGUCUGCUGUCAAUCCUGUGCUUCAUGAUGUCGUCUCUGCCUCAGUACUAUAGCUCGUGCAAGACUGGAAAUAUGGACAGCGCACUCUCAAUUUGGUUUCUGCUGCUGUGGUUGGGAGGCGACACCUGCAAUCUGGUGGGGUCUUUUUUGGCAGACCAGCUUCCGCUUCAGACUUACACUGCAGUUUAUUACGUACUGGCGGAUCUGAUGAUGUUGGCAAUGUAUUUGUACUACAAGACCAAACACAGAAUGGCUGAAAACAGGCGGGUUUUGCACGUAGUGGGCGUGGCCUGUGUCCUGAGCAUUGCAAGUUUCGCCCACUUUCCAGCGUGGGUCUCAACACAACAGGAAGCAAUGCCUGAGACAUAUAGGGGGCGUACACUGCUCUCUAGCACAGAUCUUGCCGCGUCAUUUACCCCAAAAGAGAUUAUUGGAUUCUCGAUCGGCUCUGUAUCCUCAGUGCUGUACCUGUUUUCCAGACUUCCCCAGAUAUAUACUAAUUUCAAGAGGAAGUCAACCGAGGGAGUGUCUUUCUUCCUUUUUGCUCUGGUCAUCCUUGGAAACACCACGUAUGGCCUGAGCGUACUGCUUAAGAACCCUGCCCAGGGUCAAGGAGAGAACAGCUACGUGAUCCAUCAUCUGCCUUGGCUUAUCGGAAGCCUAGGAACACUCUCAUUGGACCUCUUCAUUUCCGUCCAGUUCAUUAUGUACCGCAAAUCAGCGGACAGGCUGGACGCCAGUUCCUCGGAGACGACACCUCUGAUGGGGGGAUAACCAUUCCCCCAAACCACUCCGCUUCUAUUGAACACCACCGAAAAAAGGAAAUAACCAGAUCAGGAUGAACACAUUUCAUUGUUUUUAAUUGUACAGUUGUAUUUAUUUCACCUUUUUUCUGGUAGACUUUUUUUUAAACAGUGUACUGUCGUAGUUUUAAAGCGAAUGCAAAGAAUUCUAUAAAGAAUUCUCCCAUCGAAAAAUAUUUUUCUUCUCACGAAGUUGCCAAAUGCUGCUGCAUGAAGAUCUCUGAUUUUGUUUACAGUAUUACUGUAACUUGAAUCGUUAGGGUUUUUCUGCUCUUUAUGUAGAACGUGUACAUUUUUAAGUCCUGUAAUCAGAAAAAAAGGUGCUUUAUUAUUAGUUUUGUUUGUUUUGGGGUGUUUUAAACACAUUUUAAUUUCAGUUUUAUGGUUUUGUUUUAAAUACCACCACCAAUAGCCAUUGAUAUUUGCACUGCUGGUGAGAUGUCACAUAAACAGGGAUACACUAAAUCACACAUGGUUAAUCUACAGUUUUCCCAGCGUUUUCACACUAUUGUUUUUGCAUAUUUUUGUACUUUGGGAAAAGAAAGUUUUGUUGGGUCAGUUUACUGUACAAAAAAUUAAUAGAUUAUAAGAGAAACAAUUUCUGCUUUCUGUUCAUUUGUUUUUGAGUGACUGUAAAUUCGUGAAUGAUUUGGCGAUGUUUUCCCAUCGGUAACAGCCUCGUAGUGACCUCAACAAACAUGCACUUUGCCGUUGAGCAAUCACACACACACGCGCACACACAAACGAUAAGAGCCCACCCGCUUAGGGUGUAAGGUCAAUAUAAAAAUAAGGCUUCCAUUUUGACUGUUGUGAAACAGUGGCAAAAGAGAUUAUGAAGAAGGAUUUUUAGGGGUCAAUGCGGGGAAGUGCCUAUCCAUCAUCAAGGAUGAACUAAGGCACUUUAUGUAAACAACUCUUGAGGGAAUUUCUUAAUGAGAUGCUUUCAGCUAAUACAAACUACAAGAAAAACUAAUGAGUUUGCGCCGCUAAGCAAAAUUAACUCACUGGCUGUCAUUGACAGCGCUAGACUUUUAAUCCAUAUCGACUGGGAGAGGCUGGUCAAAAUGGAUUGGACGUGUAGCGCUGUCAAAGGCAUUGAAAGAUAAGAAUUAAGAGCCUGUUGUCCCAGUUUAAAUGAAUUUCACGUCUAUUGUUAUCAAUGGCAAUUAAUCCACUUAAAAGGCUCAGUGUAAAUUUACCACAAAAUAAAAAACUUAACAGCUUAAUUAACAACAAUCGUGAAACAUAAUUGGCUCACGGGUGAUCUGCUAUGGUAAUUUUUGUUGUUGUCAAACAGACGUUGAUGCCACAACCAGAAUGAGUUGAUUUUUGCAAUCUGCUAACAUAGGCUUUCUCUUCUGUUGUUAAUGUCCCUUGAAAAACAGAAUCGUCCCGUAUUCAGAAACAAAAGUACGUGUCCCUUAUUGAACUUGCAAGGGACGUGCUUUGUCCCGUAUUAUCAUGAAACUUGAAAAUAGUGUGUCAUUUGUAGAAAAAAUUAAUACAGGUAUGGUGCUUUACAAGAAUAUGCUAGCAAAUGCAUUUCCCGCCUCCCCUGCUUUUUGACCAAUGAGCUGACGGAACAAUAUGAAAUCCCACUCUUCUUAUUGGUGGAGGUACUGUCGCUAACUGAAGACGGCAUAAGAGUGUCGCGAGUAAAAAGCGUGUUCAAAAUGAUUAUCAUUUUCUUCUUUGUGAACUUUAUUUUCACUAAUUGUUUUAGAUUUUUGUCUUCUGUCAUUUUCAUUUGGAUCUUCACAUUAUUUUUGGAGGGAUCAUUUGCCAAAAUGUUAUUGCUGAGGGGACUUUUAAUGCACCUAAAUUGUUUAAAAAAAAAAAAAAAAGUUGACCUCAGAGUUUGCACGAAACGGCCAAAAACGCGCGCGCAAACACACACAUACACAAAGGCUCUAAAUUUAGCAGGACAGAUUUUGUAAAUUAAAAAUACAUUGAUGAUAAUUAUUGUUUUACCAUGUGCUUAUAUCACUCAAACAUGUCCCUAAUUAAUUCAGGUUUGUGUAGAAUUAUUAUAAAUACAAAAAUAUAUAAAAGGGUGACUGUUAUCGGGCCGGGUGGCUCGAAUAAUGAGGUGUCCCUUUUUAUUUUUCCAGGGGUUGGCAACCCUAGUUGUUACUGUGCGACCGUUCUGCCAUUAUGACAACGAUUACUAGCUAGCGCUGCACUUGAAAGCUAGCCAUGAUCAUCUAUUAAUGUUGUGACGUCGCAACCAGAAUUUCUGGGGAAAAGUGGACAUUCCGUGAUGCAUUGUUUUGAAUGAAAUAACUGAAAUAGUACAAGACGACAAGAUUUGAGUACUAAAUUUGUUUUAUACAUCUAAGUGCAGCCAUUUUCAUUUUAUUUACACAAUAAUGCAUUGGAUAGAUAUAGCUUUUUUUUGGACCAUCAAAGACACUUCACAUUGCAUUAUCCUUUGACUCUGCACUCAAUGAUGGUAAACUGAUAUUGCAGCUGCCCUGAGGCGCUCUGACAGAAGUGAGGCAGCUAAUUUGCACCAUCGGCAAUUCUGACCCCCAUCAACCACUCGUUGUCACACAGGCAAGUAGGGUGAAGUAUCUUGACCAAGGAUAUAACAGCAAAGGGCACAGGUGGAAUCUAGAAUCAAACCCCCGUUCUUUUAAUCAGUGGACAACCCGCUCAACCACCUGCGCCAUCGUCACUAAUUCUUUGGACCUUUAUGUGCUAUUUCCUCUCGAGAUAUUUUUUUUUGGAGUGUGAUAGGUACAUGCAUUUCCAUUUCAAUGGGAACGAUUUGCAAUCCAAGUGUAUUUAGUUGCUACAACCCCUAACAAAAAGUAUGGAAUCACCAGUCUCGGACAAGCAUUCACUCAGGCAUUUUAUCAUGUAGAACAAACUCCGAUAAAAAGCUUGAAAAAAAAAAUGAAUUAGUUCAAAAGUGCAACUCUUUGGUAUCCAGAAACACUAAAAGAAAUGAAUAAAAAAACAUUGUGGUGGUCAGUAAAUGUUACUAUUAUAGAGCAAGUGCAGGAAAAUACAUAUAGAAUUACUCCAUUCUGAGGGGGAACAAAUGGAAUCUAAAUCUGUCUAAAAUUUCAAUGUAAACUUGUGCAUUUAUUAAAGAUUUAACCACAGCCAUCUCCCUAGUGCCUUUGCCUGACAUGCAGCCCCAUAUCAUCAAGGACUGGGAAUUGUCUUCUUCAGGCAGUCAUCUUUGUAAAUCUCACUGGAACAGCACCAAACAAAAGUUGCAGCAUCAUCACCUUGUCCAAUGCAGAUUAUUGACUUUUGACACCUUGCUCAAUGCAGAUUCUUGACUCUUGACAAGGUGAUGAUGCUGGAACUUUUGUAAAGGGUUUUACACUUAUUGAUGACACUGCGCACGGUAAACACAGAAACAUUUAGGUCUUUGGAGAUGGACUUGUACCCUUGAGAUUGCCCUUGCUUCCUCACAAUUUUGCUUCUCAAGUCCUCAGACACUUCUUUGGUGUCUGAGGACCAAAGAAGUGGUCCUCUUCUUUGGUGGCAGUGGUGGCAAUUUAGUUAUUGCCACCACCUGUUAUGUGCCACAGGUAAGUAACAGGUGCAGUUAAUUACACAUUUGAGAAGCAUCACAUGAUUUUGCAAAGGGUGCCAAUACUUUUGUCCGGCCCAUUUUUGGAAUUUUGUCUAAAAUGAACAUGAUACUACCAAAGCAUUUGUAAUUGCAAUCAUUUUCUGGGAGAAAUUGAGCAUUAUCUGACAGAAUUGCUGGGGUGCCAAUACUUUUGGCCAGCAGUGUAUGUAAUACAUGACUGAGGGGGAAAAAACAUUGCCAUCUAGUGGAUUUGCUGUUUUUGAUACAGAGUCACGGGUUGUUUACUACCCACCGAUAAGCACAUUGACAUGUUUUGAAAUCAGUGUUGGACUUAACUCACUGAUUGUGGGUCGCAAUUAUCGUAAGGCUUCCUGACUAAACACUCAAGUCUGACCAGCCAUGAUAAAAAUGAAAACAAACAUGAUUUAUGCAGUGU
This is a messenger RNA of Corythoichthys intestinalis (scribbled pipefish), 5065 nucleotides long. It is a transcript of the gene slc66a1, whose product is annotated as solute carrier family 66 member 1. NCBI's taxonomy places the organism in Eukaryota, Metazoa, Chordata, Actinopteri, Syngnathiformes, Syngnathidae. The record is from RefSeq and is a predicted model, not a curated record. The transcript has 8 exons. Gene Ontology annotation, cellular component: membrane. Bases 124 to 1047 code for a protein of 307 amino acids.